This is a messenger RNA of Hypanus sabinus (Atlantic stingray), 6756 nucleotides long. RefSeq names its product phospholipase D family, member 7 (gene pld7). Gene Ontology annotation, molecular function: catalytic activity. The record is from RefSeq and is a predicted model, not a curated record. The transcript is spliced from 11 exons. The coding region runs from base 27 to 1691 and encodes 554 amino acids. NCBI's taxonomy places the organism in Eukaryota, Metazoa, Chordata, Chondrichthyes, Myliobatiformes, Dasyatidae.
CCAUCCCGAAGAUACUGGUGGAGAAGAUGAAAGUGAAUCCUCCGGUGGUGGUGGAGGAGGAGGCGGAGGAGGAGGUGGAGGAGGUGGACAUCCCACUCAGCAUCGCGCCCCGUCCCGUGCCCAAGCCGGACCUCAGACCGACCAUGUCCAGCCUCCAGAAGCUGCGGGAGAAACUUCCAGAAAGGCCCGAGAGGAGGAUUUCGCGGAGUGAGAUGCCAAGGUUCCCCAUCGUGCAGCGCAUUCCAAAGCGAGGCCAGGCCUGGAAGGACGCCCCCCGCUCCUGGUGGCUCUGCUCACUCGCCCUGGUCCUACUGGUCCUCGUCCUGGGCGGCUGGCUUCUCGUCGGCCCUGGGACGUUGCCCAGGACCUGGGUGCCGGUGAAGGAGCUGAAGAUGGACUGGAUUUACAGCAUGUGGCCGGGUCAGCAGGAGACGUGUCAGGACCAUUGCAGCCUGACGCUGGUGGAGAGCAUCCCCGUGGGCCUGCUCUACCCCGAGGGCGCCCCGCGCCACCGGUCCAUCUACUCGGCCUGGGAGGAGCUGCUGGAGCGGGCCAACCGGUCGGUGGACGUUGCCGCCUACUAUUUCACCCUGAGGGCCAGGGGCCAGAGCGAGGAGGAGCCCAGCGCCUCCGAGGGCCGCCGGAUCCUGGAGGGGCUGGGGGCUCUGAGCUCACGCGGGAUCCGGCUGAAGGUCGCCGUCAACAGCCCUCAGCAGUCCGCGGAGGACACCAACUACCUCGUGGAGAAGGGUGCUGAGGUCCGAGGUGUGUGGCUGCAGAAUCUCACAGGCGGGAUCGUCCACAGCAAGCUGUGGGUGGUGGACGGCCAGCACGUUUACCUUGGCAGCGCCAACAUGGACUGGCGCUCGUUGACGCAGGUGAAGGAGCUGGGCAUCGUCCUGUCCAACUGCAGUUGCCUGGCCCAGGACCUGGAGCGCAUCUUCGGGGUGUACUGGUACCUGGGUGCCCAGGGGGCAUCCAUCCCCGGGCGCUGGCCCGCCGCCUACGCCGCCCUCUCCAGCAGGCAGCGCCCGCUCCACCUGACACUGAACGGCAUCGGCGCCCGGGUCUACGUUUCGAGUGCCCCUCCGUCGCUCUGCGGGCCUGGCCGCACCACGGACUUGGACGCCAUCCUGGACGUCAUUGACGACGCGCGGGAAUUCGUCUUCAUCGCGGUGAUGGACUUCCUCCCCCUGUGCAAGUUCUGCGACCCGCAGAGGUACUGGCCAGUGAUCGAGGACCGGCUGCGCGUGGCUGCCUGUGAGCGCGGUGUGACCGUCCACCUGCUGGUCAGCUGCUGGCCGCACACGUACGGCCCCAUGCUGGUCUUCCUCGAGGCGCUGGACGUCCUGCGGAAGGAGCCCUUGAAGUGCAAAAUCGAGGUGAAAAUCUUCCGGGUUCCAGCCACGGCGGAGCAGGAGAGGAUUCCCUUCGGCAGGGUCAACCACAACAAGUACAUGGUGACCGACCGCAUUGCUUAUGUCGGCACAUCCAACUGGUCUGAGGACUACUUCAUCCGGACGGCCGGCGUGGGACUGGUCAUAAACCAGACCGGGGCGGACGCGGGGAACCCGGGCACGGUGCAGAGCCAGCUGAAAGCCGUUUUCCAGCGCGAUUGGGACUCAGACCACGCCCUGGCACUGGGCAGCGAAAGAGUUAAAGAAUGCCUGAAAUCGAAGGGGAGCCAGUAGGCAGCAGUGAGCUUCGCGCUAGUCCGUUCCGUGAAGGCGGGCGGUAGGGAGGGGUCUGGCUGGCAGUGAGGUGGGGGGAGAGAGGCAGAGUCUCACACUCCCUCCCUCUCCCUCUCUCUCUCUUCCUCAUCUCUUCCCAGAGGCUGGGUGGCAUUUUCGUUUGAAAGCUGGCGUUGGUUUCGGGACUCCCCACCGCUUUGCAAUCCCGCGGGGGUUGGGGGGGGGCAGUGCCGACAGAAGGGAUUGCACGGCGUGGGAGCUGCCUGGACUGACCCGUCGCUCUGAGGGCGGUGUCCUGCUUUGAACUUUGACCCCCAACCCCCCCCCCCCCGUUAGCAGGGACACAAACUUCGGAAUUGGAACAGUUCUCCGAUUGUCCCGCCCCCCCCCCCCCCCCACCCUUCAGCUCAUGCAGCAAGCGCGAUUGUAGGAAGCAGCCUUUGAACGAUUUUGCUCCGAGGCAGGUGGGGUUGCUGAUAUUUUGGAUCCCUGUCCCCGUCUCUGCCUGUGAAUGCCACUCAGCCUAGAUUCUGACUCUCAGGCCCCGGCUGAUCUCCUGUCACUCACUUGCAAUGCUCACGGGUAUAUGCGCACACUUCCCAACUUCUCCCUCCCAGGUACUUGUAAUAUAUAUAUAUUAAAACAAAGCUGCCUUUGUAUAGCGUCUCCUCCUGACGCUAGUUCUCCAAGGCCACUUGCAUAGCGUAGGUAGGGAUAGGAAACCUUCUGCCAAGAAGGAUAAUUAGGAUUUAACGCUUUGUCGGAGAGGAGACAUAAAUUGUGUAUAUACUGCCCUGUUCUGCAUGAAACACUCGGUGGCCAUUUUAUAAGUACGGGAGUGGACCCCGAUGUGGUUUUCUGCUGCUGUAGCCCAUCAAGGUUUGACAUGUUGAGUGUUCAGAGAUGCUCUUCUGCACACCGCUGUUAUUCGAGUUCCUGUCAGCCUGAACACCAUAACAGGGCGCUCCCGCCCACAGGGCUGCCGCUUUCUCGCCCGUUCUCCGUAAACUUCGGGGACCGCCGCACGUGGAAGCCCCCACCCCAGAUCGGCAGUUUCCGAAACGCUCAAACCACCCCCGCCUGGCACCAACGAUCGUUCCACGGUCAAAAACAAAAAUCACCCGGUCCCCAUUUCAUUCCCGUUCUCGUGUCUGAUCCAAGCAGCAACCAGGCCUCGACCGUGUCGGCGUGCUUUUACGCGUCGUUGCUGCCGCGCGGUCCGCGACCAGGAGCACUAAUAAAGUGGCCACUGGGUGUAGCUAUGCUUUUGAACUGGGCUACGUGCUGUGGUAACGGUGUACAGCGUCAAGCGGGCUUGUUAGCGGCGCAGAAAAUCGCCCAGUGUUGAUCGCUGUUGUCACCACUGACUUUUGCCCCCCUUUACGGCUGCACGGGGUGCGGCUGGCUCCGAGGACCAAAAUCGCAUUCAGUUAUAAAAGUAUUCCUAGAAGGGAGAACUUUUAAAUGUAUAUUUUGUUACAGUUCUAUUUUUGCAGGCUCUUGUUCUGUAGGAUUUAUUUAGCUUGGACAAAGAAUGAGUGAUUAUUUUUUUAUACUGAUAUGUAGUAAUAACUAGCCAGACUCUUGCCUAUCGGAACAUAGUUUUUAGAUACGGGAAUAGAGAAUAUUUGUUUUGUGAACUUCUAUAAUUGCACCCAUAUUUUGUUGGAGCCUCUUAUAAACGAUACAGAAAACCUGUGUCCUGACGAAGGGUCUCGGCCCAAAACGUCGACAGUGCUUUUUAUAGAUGCUGUCCGGCCUGCUGUGUUCAACCAGCAUUUUGUGUGUGUUGUUUAGAAAACCUGUUACGUUCAUUUCUCAGUGUAUCCCAACAUUAGAAGUUGACUAAUUCCUCCUGGGUAAUUUAUCGGAGAAUCCAAAGAUUAAUUUUUGUUUCUUGGAAGUUGCGUGGGGUCGAACUAUGCUAAAUUUUAAACAGACUGUUACAGAUCCUCCCAGAGAUUUCCGAAAUGGCAGCUCUUCUAUCCUGAGGUCAACCAUGAAACACAGGAGCAGUAUUGUGACAUUCGGCUCAUCGAGUCUGUACCGCCACUGGCCCGUGGCUGUUUUGUUGUCCCUCACAAGGCCCACUCUCCCACCUUCUCUUCCUUACUAAUCGAGUGUCAACUGGCUAGUUUCUGUUGGCUAACCGGAAGUUGAAACGGCUGGUUCACAGAUUUAGCAGGAUGCUUCCUGGAUUAGAGUGCGUAGGUUGGGCGGGCUAGGGCUUUUCUCUUUGGAGAGGAGGAUGAAAGGUAACUUGAUGCAAGAUAAGAAGCUCAGGUCGAGGGCACAGCUAGAAGCUUUUUCUUGGGGUGGAAAUGGCUAAUUCAAGGGGGGUAACAAGCUGAAUGCAGGGAAGUAUGGGGGGUGGGAGGGCUAAAUUCUUUACAGAAAGGAAAAGGAGGGCUAUGUAGGGCUGGAUUGAUUUUAGAAUAGGUUAAAAGUGAUGCAGGUCGUGGGCUGAAGGGCUGUAGUGUUCUGCUUUACUGGCCCGUGGCAGUGGGAUGCACAGUUCAGCGAGCUGUGAUUCGGGAUGUCUGAAUCUGCUCAGUUGAGGGAUGGUAUACUUGGUCUUACUGAUGCUGCGGACGGUGUGCCCUCGCAGAUCCUGGCCCACAGCCAGGUACCCCUGCCAACAUUACCCCCGAGUCCUUAAGUCAAGACGUCCGGUGAGUCCUGGCACUGACCGAUUCCGACAAGGGUGCGUAACCCUGUCCCCGACGCCCCACUGGCCAACUGCCCUGCAGGCAAGUCGUGGCACAGGUUUAAAAGCACGAUGUCAUAUGUACCAGGCACAGAUAGACAGUGUUGGAGAAACCCCAGCGUCAUCUAGGUCAAAGUAGCUCUCUUAACCACCACCUCAUCCGUCACCCUAAACAUUCCCUCCACUUCCUGUCCCGUCCACAAAAUGACCUCAUUCACUCGUCUGGGGGGAUUCCGAAACCCCAAACCCGUGAGCUCUCCACCGAGAGCAGCAGGCAUGGCGGAGUGACACCAGCUCCCCUCUUGGAAAGGUAGCUGCGGUUCCUCUUACUGGAUACAAAUCCUGGAAUUUCCUGCCCAGACUGCAGUGCCGGCAAGAAUCAGCUCGAGGAUGUGUGUCAGUGCUGGCUUUGCCAGCGAAGUUGAAACCCCUUCUGAGAAUUAAAGUGUGCAGGAGCGAUGCCGUUCAGCCCAGCACACCUGCUCCAUUUCAUCAUGAUUAUCCCCCCGAUAUUUUGCGUUUUCUUUGGACUUGUUUAUCGAUGUUCUGGCAGCCAUUCACGGGCGUUCCUAGAUGUCCACGUGAAGGUGUGAGUGGGCCACCAAAUGGAUUUACUAUCCCUCUCAACCCCAUUCUCCUGGCUUUGCCCUCACUAAUCAAGAACCCAUCGACCUCAGCUUUAUAUACACCCAAUGACUUGGCCUCCACAGCCGUCUGUGGCAACAAAUUCCAGAUUCACCACUCUCUGGCUAAAGAAAUUCCUCCUCACCUUUGUGCUUACAACUAAAGGACUGUCCUUGCCUUCUGAGGCUGGAAACAUCCUCUCCACAUUCAGUAUUGUCUGGGGUUCAGUGAGUAGCGGCUCGGAGCCACCGAUGCCUUUGAGCAGGGAUAAUGCCAAACCCUGCACUGGUCCAAAGCUUCCAAAUGCGAAGGAGAGAGUUUCUGACAGUUUGACGUAAAGUCCGCAAUGUUCGGUAACUUCCAGCGACAUUGCCAAGCCACUGGAUAGCUUUCUGGUAAGGCGUAAGGUUUCCGAACGGUAGCAGUUAAUCCACUUUAAAGCAGAGUGGGCUUGGAGCAGUGGGGGAGACUGGGACCGGAGGGCACAGCCUCAGAAUAGGGCAUCCGUUUAGGACGGACGGGGGGGGGGGGGGGGAGGCGAACCCUUGGGAUUCCGUGCCACAGCAGAGGUUGAAACGUUGAUUUGUGAAGGAAUCAAAGGUCGAUUGGACAGCGGAGCAGACAUAAGACAAAGGAGAAGUCAGCCAUUCGGCCCAUCGAGUCUGCUCAUGAUGGGCAAACUUUCCUAAUUCUGCUCCAAUGUCUUGUACUCAAGUGUAUGUGAAAAUUUCUGCUACAACUGGGUAAGAAGCAGUGGCAGGGACAGGGGGUGCUGUGUGUGUUGAGCUCGGCCGGUACUUUAUUGUCACCAAGCAACUGAUACUAGAGCAUACAAUCAUCACAGCGAUAUUUGAUUCUGCACUUCGCGCUCCCUUAAGUACAAAUCGAAGUAAAUAUAAUAAAAAUUUAAAUUAUAAAUCAUAAUUAGAAAAUAGAAAAGGGAAAGUAAGGUAGUGCAAGUCAGAUCCGGAUAUUUGGAAGGUACGGCCCAGAUCCCGUUCAGCAGUCUUAUCACAGUUACCACUUAACGGACAGUUGUGGCGCUAGCAGAUAUUAAAUACCCUGAAGCCCUCCACACCGUGCAGGUUUGUGCACAGCCCAACACAACCCUUUCUCCCUGCAGUCCAAGGAGGGAUUAAAAACGGGUGUGAAGUGGGGCAGCUGGAGGACAAUAGGAGCAGGUAGGGUUGUAAAGAAAGCUAUUUGCCUUCAUAAAUCUUAGUACAGGAGUCGGGGUGUGGCGAGGCCCAGUGUGGAGUAUUGUGUACAGUUCUGGUCACCAACCUACAGGAAGGAUGCAGAUAAGAUGAUGGGAUAGGUUAGGACUUUAUUCCCUGGAGUGUAGGAAAAUGAGGAGAGAUUUGAUAGAGGGGUACAGAUAGGGUGAAUGCAAGCAGGCUUUUUCCACCAAGGUUGGGUGAGACUAGAACAAGAGGUCAUGGGUUAAGGGUGAAAGGUGAAACGUUUCUUCACUCCGGGGGUUGCCACUGGAAUUGGUGGAUGUGGGUUCGAUUUCAACAUUAGGGUUAGGGAUAUUUUGGUUUUGGGGAUGGAAUUGGAUAUCCAACGCUUUGGGGCGGGUAACACUCCCACCUUAAAAGGUGGCGCUGCCAUUGGUAAAUUUCCUUUCUACCUUGAAGUGGUUUUCUGAAUGCUGUUUUAGAAUGCUUUUUUAAAAAAAAAUUUGUCAUGCUUGUGUUGAAAUAAAGUGUUUGAUGCUUUUUUUCCUUGGGA